Molecule: messenger RNA, 2151 nt
Organism: Ctenocephalides felis (cat flea)
Lineage: Eukaryota; Metazoa; Arthropoda; Insecta; Siphonaptera; Pulicidae
Exons: 2
Coding region: 388-1971 (527 amino acids)
Biological process (GO): maturation of 5.8S rRNA; maturation of LSU-rRNA
Cellular component (GO): preribosome, large subunit precursor; Las1 complex
Molecular function (GO): endonuclease activity
Source: RefSeq, a predicted model, not a curated record
CCUAGACAAUAUGGACACGCCCUAAACUGCAUAAUAAUAAUGAUUGCAAUGAACGCCGGUUGUGUUUUGAUACAAAUUAGAAUAGACCCUGUUUAUUAGGCUGUUCAAUAUUAUUAAUCGAAUCUAUCACACUUGAUAAUUGACUGUAAAAUGUUUUAAUGCAUUUGAACGUUUAAUUAAAUCUGGCUUCUGCAUUUUCUGUUUUUAAACAUUCUUUAUUAUAGUGUUUUUAAAACCGCAAAUAUACCGAUUCGCAGACAAGCAGUGAUUCAUACAGCUGCAUAAUUUAUACGACUAAUAUCUCCAAAGAGAGUUCCAAAGCAGUUGGGUUAAUAAAAUAAGAUUUCAUUGUGCGUAUUUAAGAUUCUUUCUUAAUGAACUUUUACAAUGGCAUCUAAUAAUUUAGUUCUACAAGUAAAUCCAUGGUAUUCAAGUGCCGAAUGGAGACAUGUUUUUAGAUUAGUGUUCUCAACGGAAUAUGUAAAUCGAUUGGAAGGUUUGAAUUAUAUGAAAAUGUGGAAAGUUAGAACAUCACAUUUGUCUGGUGGAAUACAAGGGACAAUGGAAAUUCUUGAAGCAAUUUUGUAUGAUGAGAAUCCUGACACUAAUAAUGUGAAUAAUAAUAGAAUAAAACAAAUAAUGUACUCUAUGGCAAUAAUACGGUGGCUAAACCUAAUAACCGAUUCAACGAAAUAUAAUACAUUGUAUCACACUGCCCAAAAUUUACAAAUUCCAGAUUGGAUUGUUAGUAUACGCCAUGAAGGCGCUCAUAGUGCAGAAUUAACGUCUUUAACUUUACUUAGAGAGGCCUCACAAUAUGCAUUAAAAUGGCUUUAUGAGAUGUAUUGGAAAUUAGAAAAUGAAGAUAUGGUUGAUUAUAUCAUUAAAGAAAGCACAUGUGUACCAGAAGAAGACAAUUUCAAAAAAUAUUUGGACAGAAUCUUGAGGAUAUAUGAUAAUGUUAUAAUGUACAUUGUUGAAUAUAAAUUUAAACGAAUCUGUGACAUUAAUAUACCAAGUUUGAAGGAAGACUUGGCGACAGAUGUUGAUAGUUUAUUAAUGAGCCCUGAAACAUAUGAUUCCGAACGUUGUUUUUUGAAAUCACUAUUAUUCAUUGUGGUUAAAAGAAUAAAUCAACUUAUAAAGGAUUUCAAAGGCUACGAUAAAUAUGCUGAAGUCUAUGUGGAUAGUCUAUUAAACUGUAACCAUUUUUUGAGUAGAAAUAUUUUACCGAAUGAGAAUGGUUCAUAUAAAGAAUAUGUAAAGUUGUGGAUGCCACUUCUGGAUCACUUACAUGUUACAAAUGCUUUGUCGUGUUUGGUCAAAAAAUUAAUGGAUAUGUCCUGUUUAUCUAAGUCUAAUAAAGAAAUCUUAGCAUGUACAUGGCUUGAAUAUAUCUUAAAUGGCCUCGUAAUGUGCAAAUCUGUACAAAAUAUUACACAGACGCAUUAUUACCAUCCACCAACAGUAAAGAGGGCAAUAAUUGAGGCAAGUGCCGCUUUGCCGGAAAAAACUUCACCUAUUAUGUUCAGACCAGAACUUCCAUUAGAUAAAUUCUUUUUGGACAUAGAUGCAUUGAAAUAUACUUUAAUGAAUAAUUCUGGGGUUCCAAGUGGAAAAUACUGGAAAAUUUUAUUAAAUCUGAUGAAGGAAAAAGUUCCCUCAGAAACCAUUAGUACUAUAGACAGGCUACAGAAUUUAGUAAAUCAAGAAUGUGAUAUUGAUUAUGAUAAGUUAUCGAAUCUUGACAAUACCGAAAGAUCGAUAUACACUGCUGAUGAUGUCAUAAAAUUUCGAUUAGAACAUGAAAAGGCUCUGCAGAUUGAUAAUGCUGAGCAAACAGUGACUGUGAAUGGUACUGAAAAUAAUAAAGAUGACAAUCCGGAUGUUAUCUGGAAAGAGGUUGAUGAUAAUAUUGACUGGUCCACAAUCCCAUUCGGUGCUCUACCUAGUGAAUUGCAAACUUCAUAAAAUUCAAUAAAUAAUAAUAUUUCUAUACAAAUAAAUUUAUAAUACUUAAAUAGUGUACAAUCAUAUGAGAAUUGCAAAUCUUUCUGAUUUGAAAAAAUAACUUUAAAUACAUUAUUUAAGAUUAACAUUAAUAAAUCCAAAAACUGUUUGGACACCUACAUACCAGUAGUACAGAAUAUA